This is a messenger RNA of Ornithodoros turicata, 1595 nucleotides long. RefSeq lists its product as uncharacterized. The coding region runs from base 1 to 1206 and encodes 401 amino acids. Lineage: Eukaryota; Metazoa; Arthropoda; Arachnida; Ixodida; Argasidae. The record is from RefSeq and is a predicted model, not a curated record. The transcript is spliced from 8 exons.
AUGGGAACCGUGGAGUGCCUUUUUAUGUACAAGGAGCAUAAGAAAAUAAUACGUGUUGGCGGAGAUCGGCGUAUCAACGAUGUCCGGGACGCCUUUCUGAGGUCGGAACUGGGAAGUGCUGUACCGCCGGGUUCAUCACUAAUUAUACAGCUCUACAGCAAGAAAUUUUCAGAGUAUGUUGACAUGGAAGACAGCGACCUUAUAGAGGACCUCGACAAACUUAAUGUCGUUCUGAAAGUUAGCUCACACGAGGAGGCAGGGGGCUCAUCCGAGGCACUUCAUGUUGUCACGGAGCAAACUGUUGCACAAGCUUCUGGACCGUACAGGCUUCCUGAACCUACGUACGAUGUCCUUCAGUGUAUUAAAGAUGUGCAGCAGACAAACAUCACCCCUGACCUUCGCAACAGACUUGUUAAAUGGCUCCAUGCCGACAUUUUACGAUAUGACCUAUACCCAGGUCGCAAGAAUCUCUACUACGAAGCUGCCCGCCAGCUAGUGUUUGCAUACCCAGUGCUAAAAGAUGCGGCAGGAAGUGGCUUUAAUGCACAAACUUUUGUGGAACAGUCAAGUGAUGAUGACAAAUUCCCUGAGAGACGAGCAUGGUUGCAAAAUGAUGCACCAGCUGUGCAGGAGGUGGUGCAACGGUAUCCAACACUAGGAACUGCCACUGGGGUUCAUGACGAGUUCAUGCGGCUCACUGGGAAAGAUCCAGAAAAAGAGUUUCUCGAAUUUAUUAACACAAAGGGAGAACGCAUUAUGAAGCUCGCGAGACAGAAAAAGAGCACAGCGAGGGUGAUGUCACUUAUAAAUGACAAGCUCAGUCAGUCAUCAAGUCUGGAUACACAGAAAUAUUGCUACUCAGUGGGAGUUGUCCAUGCCAUCGCACAUCUAUUGAAAGAAAGUGCAAGUGAUAUCUUUACCAUGGAGGACACAGCUGUGUAUCCAACAAUUGUGACACAGGAUCCUUUCAAGUUCCAGCCAUGUCGAGUUGCUGUGGAAGGGUGCACUUAUGAGGCGGUUGACACCAUAGCAGCCAUAUGCAUCAUAUUUGAACUUUACUGGGUUUUUAAUUUAAAGUAUGCUCCGUUACUUACAAGAACACUGAGCCUUUUUGAACACUACCUUGGACUCGGCAGCAGUAAAAAAAACGGCAUUCUUGUGUCACGAGUAAUCUCUGACCUCGCCGCACUAGAGGCUAAGCAUUAGAGUCAGAGAAUUACUACAGCGGUAGUCUGCGAGAGCCAUUGAUAGAAACUAAUGCAGACAGAAAGACCACAGAGCUUUUUGAUGUCAUUUAUGUUUGUUGAAAGCUUCUGUGUUUGGAGUUCUCAAGCUCUAGUCAAGUGUGUUUAAGCUUUAGUGUGUAAACACCAGGGAAGGUCACUGGGUGGUUACUAGUCAGGUUAAAUAUUCUUUAUUUUAUUGGUAAAGUGUGCAAUCUACAUGUAAUGUCUUAACUAACUUUGGCACAAGCUGUUGCAUGAUGUAUUAAGUCUUUGGUCCCACUAUAAUUCAAGCUGAGUACUCUAGAUUAUUUCUUUUUCCACUACGCUAUUUUUUAAAUGUAGUUUCCUGAGAACGCCCAAUUUUACUAA